Messenger RNA from Fusarium musae, 1596 nucleotides. RefSeq lists its product as uncharacterized. Gene Ontology annotation, molecular function: protein binding. The record is from RefSeq and is a predicted model, not a curated record. NCBI's taxonomy places the organism in Eukaryota, Fungi, Ascomycota, Sordariomycetes, Hypocreales, Nectriaceae. The transcript has a single exon. Bases 1 to 1596 code for a protein of 531 amino acids.
AUGUCCCCAUAUGAGGCGUUUCGUCACCGUCACCAGUCUGUUGAGCCUGAGUUUCCCAACCCAUCGACAGACUAUCCCACAUUGCUUGAUAUUGACGGAUCAAGUCUUUACGAACAGCAGUUUUACCGUCUUCGCACAGCAAUUAUCGAGCGCAAUGAUACAAUGACACUAGAGAAAUACCUACAAUCAGCACCUUGGGCAGUCAAGAAAGGUCAUGCUCUUGGAAUGUAUUAUGAUCCAUUCAUUGUGGUAGCUAGGCAUGGAAGCCUCGAUGCGCUCAAAAUGCCCUUGGAUCACUAUUCUGCAUUUAUAAAGCCUGUCGGAAGAACUGACCUUGAUGGUCGUUGCUGUCGAGUGUUGAACACAGCAGCUCAUUCCGGCCACCUUGAAAUUGUCAAGCUUCUCCUCGAUCACCCACUCCUUCAGGCUGAUAUCCACCAUAACUACAAUGGAUUCACUCCGAUUAUGGUGGCUGCCGAUGCUUGUUAUUGUAAAGACAAUCUUGACAAAAAAGAGGCCGUCAUCAAUUUCUUGCUUGAUCGAGGUGCCCGCGCCUCCGACGCAGAAUACAGGUGGCGCUACUAUCUUGACCCCGUAACUGGAGAGGGUGCCCAGAAGCAGAUGCCGAUCAUGACGGCGUUGAACUUUGCUGCAGAGUGGGCGGGCGCCGACUUGAUCUGGCGGCUGAUUAAGAGUGGCGCUGAUCCCCAUGUCAAGCUGAUGGAGGAUAAAGAAUUCACAGUUCGCACUGAUGUAACGAUCAUCUCCACCGCAAGUCGAUGUGCGAACGUUGAAACUCUCAAAGUCUUGCUUGACCGCGCAAGGGAAGUUGCUGAUGUGGCAGAUGCAGUAUCUUAUCGCGAUAGCUGGGGAAGCAUGCCACUUCAUUGGGCUUGUCAAGUCUCGAUGGAUGAAGAUCCUCGUGAAGUGAUUGCAGAAGUCAUGGAGAAGAGGGUGCAACGAAUUAUCACAGUGCUUGGCCUGCUGCUCAGCUGCAACCCAGACACGAUCAAUACACAAGACAUGUACGGGAACACUCCCCUACACUAUGCAGACAAGACUUACAGCAACUGCGGAAGAAAGUACACAGUGAUAUUACAGUUCCUUUGUGAUAGGGGCGCUGAUGCGAGUAUUCUCAAUAACAAGAGUGAAACAGCGCUACAUUGCUUAUGUCACGACAACGGGGGAUGGCCAAUCGACACAUCAGCUAUAGAAAUUCUACUCGAGCAUGAAGCAAAAGUUACUGAUACAGAUGAUAACGGUAAUACGCCACUUCACUUGACAGUCAAGAACCUAGAGAAUCUCGAUGCCAUCGUGUUUCUUCUUGAUCAUGGUGCAGAUAUAUCUGUCAAGAACGUUGACGGAAACACGCCACUACAUGAAGCCGCGGACGGAAUGUUCUGGCCUGGAGUAGUCGAAGAAAAGCACAAACCCAUGGGAGAAAUACUUCGAAGGCUUCAAGGCGACGAAGGAAGACUGAUGGAUGAGGUGAAUGCAGAGGGAAGGUCUCCUCGGCAGAUCCAGAAUGAAAGAAGGAAGAACUUCAUGGAGCAAAUAGUGGAUAUUGAGAACCAAUGGAAGUGGUGGGGACUUUGA